AGACACGGCGCCGGGCCCGCUGGGGCAGGUGCCUCGUGGAGAUCGACGGAGGGGCUGCCGUGGGCGGCCGUGACAGCCACAGAGAGGGGAAAACAGGGACGGUGACACACACAGAGAGAACGAAGAGCAGACAGAGGCACAGCAGGAGACCCCCCCAAGCCCGAGGAGGACAGCCCGGGGAUGCAGAGCGCAUGCCGGCCCCAGUGGAGGGAACAGAUUUCCCCGGAGCCGGGAGGCAAGCCUGGGGCUCCCCUGCCCUGUGCCUGCCGGUAGCCCCCCCGGCCGUCUCCCCGCCAUCUGUCCCGCUGCCGUCCCGCCAGGUGGGAGCCAUGUUCCUGAGCCCGGGCGAGGGGCCGGCAGCCGAGGGUGGGGGUCUGGGGCCGGGCGAGGAGGCCCCCAAGAAGAAGCACCGGAGGAACCGCACCACCUUCACCACCUACCAGCUGCACCAGCUGGAGCGGGCGUUCGAGGCCUCUCACUACCCGGAUGUGUACAGCCGUGAGGAGCUGGCGGCCAAGGUGCACCUACCUGAGGUGCGCGUGCAGGUGUGGUUCCAGAACCGCCGGGCCAAGUGGCGCCGCCAGGAGCGGCUGGAGUCAGGCUCGGGUGCCGUGGCAGCUCCGAGACUCCCCGAGGCCCCAGCGCUGCCGUUCGCUCGCCCCCCGGCCAUGUCGCUGCCCCUGGAGCCCUGGUUGGGCCCCGGACCGCAGGCCAUGCCAGGCCUCCCCCGCCUCCUGGGCCCGGGCCCGGGGCUGCAAGCGUCCUUCGGGCCUCAUGCCUUUGGUCCCACCUUCGCAGAUGGCUUCGCCCUGGAGGAGGCGUCCCUGCGGCUGCUGGCCAAGGAACACGCACAGGCUCUGGAAAGGGCCUGGCCGCCGGCCUGAGCCUGCCGCCCUCCCGGCCCCCCUCCUCCACCCGACCCGAGAACCCGGGACGUGCCCUGGUGACAGCCACCACGCCUUGGCCUAGGCGAAGGUCAUGGAGCAACUGUGGUCAGGCCAGGCCACCACCACUGGGGAGCGGGACCUGAGAGACAGGCUGCUGGGUCCCCUGCCCCCAUCCCGUCCCCCACCCCAUCACCACCCGUCCUGCUGGCAGCGGACCGGCCCCCAGUGUCAGGGAGGAGGUGACCCAAAUAUUUCUCAGGCCAGGGGCAGGGCCCUCCUCCCCUCCUGAGGCCUCAGUCUCCCGUCUGUUAAUUGGGCGUGGGGGCCUCUGAGGUUCGCGGGUUGCGAGGCUGUGGGUGGUGGGGCCGCUGACUCUGUGAGAUGAGUGUGAAUCUCUCUGCUGCUCCUAAUCCCCAUCAGCAGAGCUGCCCACUCUCCAGGCUCCCAGUCCCCCGGAAAUAACAAACAGCAGCAGCUCCCACGAGCCUGGUCUCCUCUCCCCGUGCACCCGCCAUGUGAGCGCUCCCCUCUCCGUCGCGCCCUGGACCUCGGGCACAGCUGUCAGCCCAUUCUACAGAGAGGGAAACCGGGGCUCAGGCAGGAAGCCAGGUCCCCAAGGUUGCAGGGCCAGGAGUGGAUGGAGCUGCCUUUCAGACCCAUCACCAGUCCUACCGUCCGGGCACAGCGACAGGUUCUGGAGGGAGGGUGGGCCCCUUGUGUGGAGGUGGACUGAUGCUGGGCGUGUCGUCAUCUUCAGCCCGUUCCUCACGUCCCCACAGACCCCAGGCCCCGUGCAUGUCCCCUGCGGAGGCAUGGCCAGCAUCUGCUCUGUCCAACCCAGUUGCAUUGCCCAAGAGCUCUGAGCAAGGAGGCUGUCGCGGCGCCGAGAACCCGCUGGGACUGGCAAGCACAGCUGGCCCAGUGCAGCAGGAGGGCCCUGAGCCAUGGGAUGGGACAGCCUGGGCCAGGGCCACCCCCUGGGCCACAGAAGUGUGGCACCAGGGCAGGAGCUGCAGUAGCUACCCUCCCCGUCUCCAGCCCGGGCUCCCCAGAUCACUCCCAGAUCACCGGGGCACCCCAUCUCUAGGCGGCACCUCACACACCAGUCCUGUGGCCCAACGCCCAGCCAUCACCCAGUGUCACCGUGCACCAGGCACUGGGGACGUGGCAGUAAGCACAAGAAAGAUUUUUGUUUUUAAAGCUAAACCAGGCCAGGUGCGGUGGCUCACACCUGUAAUCCCAGUGCUUUGGGAGGCUGAGGUGGGAGGAUUGCUUGAGACCAGCCGGGGUGACACAGCAAGACCCCAUCUCCACAAACAUUUUUAAAAUGUGCCAGGUGUAGUGGUGCACACCUGUCAUCCCAGCUACCCAAGAAGCUGAGGCAAGAGGAUCGCUUGAGCCCAGAAGGUCGAGGCUGCAGGGAGCUGUGAUCACACCGCUGCACUCCAGCCUGUGCAACAGAGCCAGACCCUGACUCAAAACAAAUAAAAAACAAAUCUAAAACAAAA
Molecule: messenger RNA, 2395 nt
Organism: Pongo pygmaeus (Bornean orangutan)
Lineage: Eukaryota; Metazoa; Chordata; Mammalia; Primates; Hominidae
Gene: RAX2
Product: retina and anterior neural fold homeobox 2
Exons: 3
Coding region: 192-884 (230 amino acids)
Biological process (GO): positive regulation of transcription by RNA polymerase II
Molecular function (GO): RNA polymerase II cis-regulatory region sequence-specific DNA binding; DNA-binding transcription factor activity, RNA polymerase II-specific
Source: RefSeq, a predicted model, not a curated record